AUGGGACGCCGUAAGAUAGCAAUUGAGCCUAUCACCCAGGAUAGGAAUCGUACUGUUACAUUUAUUAAACGAAAAGCAGGGUUGUUCAAAAAAGCCCAUGAGCUUGCUGUUCUGUGUCAGGUGGAUGUUUCUGUUAUAAUUUUGGGAAAUAACAAUACGUUUUAUGAGUUUUCAUCUGUUGAUACCGAUGACCUUAUCAAAUAUUAUAAGAGGGACGAUCUACCCCACGAUAUUAAGACACCUGCGGAUUAUGGAGACUACGUUAAGAAGCCAAAGGUGGUCUUAAAUGAGAAGCGCAGGAGAAGACAGGCUACAUUCAUCAACGAACCUAUCACUAUAAGACCGUCAUGCAGUAAAAGCGAGCAACUUGACGAUGAAGACCUAGGAGAUAAUGAUGAUGAUGAUGAGGAGGAGGAGGACAAUGAUGAGGAUAAUGAUGAUAGCAUAAUACAUAAUAGCAUUGCCCAAGAGACCGACAGCCUACCUUCUACGGAAAUACAUCAACAAAUGGUCAAUCAACGACAGAGAACCCACUCUCCUAGUCUUGAAAGCCGGCCAUUUACAAAAAGGGUCAAGUCCGAUGACUCCACAAGAUUUAAUCCAUUACAACAGCAUGUUCAAAGACAAUUCCAUAACUUGUAUAGCGCUGCAUCCAAGUACAUUGAUCAUCCGCAGCAAGGACAAACACAGGAUCAGCAUCAAGGCCAACGAGGACAUUCGAAAAACCAGCAGUCGCAGCAACAGCCGCAGCAACAACAACAUUCUACACAACCACAGCAGUCGCUUUCGCGACCAAAACAAGAUCUCUCGCCCUCGGGUCGUUCUCUGUCCUCGAUAGCCUCUUCACAACAGCAUCCUCACCAGGCUCCGCAAGCAAAUGCUAAGUCAUCAUUUCAAAAGCCGUUCAAUCCAUAUCAUUCAUCACAUAAGAGAUCUAGUUCCAGAGGUACUCCUAUCCCACCUAACUCUCAUACUUCAAGAAGUGACACACACCAAAGCUCUGCAAUGCCUUCUUUGUCUCCUACGGGAUCUUUGCAGGGGUCUUCUCAACAGCAGUCUACAGGAAAGCAGGUUACUAGGCCCGUUUUACGGGUACAGAUUCCGAAUAGCAAUUCAACAGGCUCUUUAAAUAGCCAACCUUCCUCAAAUUCAAUGAGUGAAGUGAUCGGUGUCAACAAGCCUUCACAGUUUAAUGCCAACGGCCAUCUGGUGUUACCGGAUCCUUCAAACCCAAGAAGUGAUAUCCCAGUCUCUUCACAUCCUCAGGAUGUAUCUGGAGGUCUCAUGGUAAGUGAACGUCCCAAGAAUGCUGAAAAUAUGACAUCCGCUGGUACAGGUAUGCUGUAUAACAAUCUCCCUUCGGCUAUUGCGGCCUCACCGUCAAUGCGGCAAUAUUUCGCUUCUCCGCUGCAGCAGGCAGCCAACGGCGCAGGAAACCUUUUGUCAGCAUCUCACAACCAGACAUUUCAGUCAGGCACACGACAGACCCAAACUACGCAGCAUAGGAAACAUCAAGCGGACCAGUCUGCAGGACCUAUGCUGGGUGCUCUACCGUCCAAAUACGUUAGUGAUCUCAUGGUAGCAUCACCAAAUGGGUCAAUUGCUAUGUUUCAAGAUUGGCCUUUUAAUCGUGGUGCACCGAAUACGGGUGGAAACACUGCAUUUGGGUCCAAUUCUGAUUCUUUACAAGCAUCGCUUGUUAACAGCAAUACAGGCUUGACACCAUACAUAAAUGGCUCUGUGCAAACCCCUCUUGGUGGAAGGUAUUUUAAUUUCCCGAAUGAGCCUCACAACGAGGAUAAGGUGACUGAAGAAAAGCCCUAG
This is a messenger RNA of Eremothecium sinecaudum, 1824 nucleotides long. RefSeq names its product Rlm1p (gene RLM1). NCBI's taxonomy places the organism in Eukaryota, Fungi, Ascomycota, Saccharomycetes, Saccharomycetales, Saccharomycetaceae. Gene Ontology annotation, biological process: positive regulation of transcription by RNA polymerase II. Gene Ontology annotation, molecular function: RNA polymerase II cis-regulatory region sequence-specific DNA binding; protein dimerization activity; DNA-binding transcription factor activity, RNA polymerase II-specific. The transcript is spliced from 2 exons. The record is from RefSeq and is a predicted model, not a curated record. Bases 1 to 1824 code for a protein of 607 amino acids.